Neoarthrinium moseri is the source of this 435-nucleotide messenger RNA. RefSeq lists its product as uncharacterized. The transcript is spliced from 2 exons. The coding region runs from base 1 to 435 and encodes 144 amino acids. The record is from RefSeq and is a predicted model, not a curated record. NCBI's taxonomy places the organism in Eukaryota, Fungi, Ascomycota, Sordariomycetes, Amphisphaeriales, Apiosporaceae.
AUGCACUUCUCGACACUUAUGAUCCUUGCUGUGGCCACGGUUGCCGCCUCUGCUCAGCAGUACGAACCUCCAGCACCCCUACUAGCUGCCCGUGACGAGCUCGUCGCUAGAAAGGGUGGUAACAAGGACAACUCGACAUCUUCAACUGGUGGCUCCUCCAGUGGAUCCGGGUCUGGCAAAAACUCCACAACCGGCACCGGCUCAGGUUCUGGGUCAUCGUCGGGCGGCAAAGUUUCAAAGAAUGGGACGGCGACAGCAACCGGCAAAGCGGGCACCACGGCGACGUCGACACGCGCCAGCGGCGGUAGCGCAACGGCAUCGAGUAGCAGCACGCCUGUUAAGGCCGGUGCACCUGGGGCGGCGCUCAUGGUCUCUAAUGCUGGCGGCUUCGUCACGAUCGCCGGCGUUGGUGUCGCUUUUGCACUGUUCAUGUAA